AUGAGCGCGGCGGUGGGCGGGCCUCUCCCGUCCAUUGUUCUCGGUGCCCCACGGGCUUGAGCUGAGGUGACUCCGGAGGGGCCGGACCGAGCCCGGAGGCGCUUUUGCGCGCGGAGCCGCGGCCGGAGCGGGACUCUGUCUCCGGAGAGCAGGUCUGCCUGCCUGUGGAGAGUUGGGGAGGGCCGUGUCUUCUCAGAGAGUGUGGCUGGAGAAGCCUCGAAGCCCCCGGCGCGUGGAUGAUGGCUGCGGAGGUGCCGAGCGUGACCGCUCCCCUGAGCCCCGUGGGCCAGGUGCCCCAAGAGGAGGACGAGCAGGAGGAGGCGGAGGUCACCACCAUGAUGCUGGAGGACGACGCCUGGGUGCAGGAAGCUGUGCUGCAGGAGGAGGGCCCUGAGCCUGAGCCCCUCGCGCAGGGCAAGGGCAGCCCCCAGGAGGAGGCAGCGGCCGGGGGGCCGCAGGGCGCGCUCGGCCGCCUCCGAGAGCUGUGUCGGCGCUGGCUGAGGCCAGAGGUGCACACCAAGGAGCAGAUGUUGACUGUGCUGCCGCGGGAGAUUCAGGCCUGGCUGCGAGAGCAUCGGCCCGAGAACGGCGAGGAGGCCGUGGCCCUGGUGGAAGACUUGACCCAGACCCUGCGGGACCGAGAUUUUGACACACACAGCGACAACGGGGAGAGUGACUCCGAGACAGGCCGUGCGUCCCGGGCCCGCGGGGAGGUGCCGCCCCAGGGCAGGGACGAGGGCCAGCUCAUAGGCCUGCAGGGCACCUACCUGGGUGAGAAGCCCUACGAGUGCCCGCAGUGCGGGAAGACCUUCAGCCGGAAGUCCCACCUCAUCACGCACGAGCGCACGCACACGGGCGAGAAGUACUACAAGUGCGACGAGUGCGGGAAGAGCUUCAGCGACGGCUCCAACUUCAGCCGGCACCAGACCACCCACACGGGGGAGAAGCCCUACAAGUGCCGGGACUGCGGGAAGAGCUUCAGCCGCAGCGCCAACCUCAUCACGCACCAGCGCGUCCACACGGGCGAGAAGCCCUUCCAGUGCGCCGAGUGCGGCAAGAGCUUCAGCAGGAGCCCCAAUCUCAUCGCCCACCAGCGCACCCACACCGGGGAGAAGCCCUACUCGUGCCCCGAGUGCGGCAAGAGCUUCGGCAACCGCUCCAGCCUCAACACGCACCAGGGCAUCCACACGGGCGAGAAGCCCUACGCGUGCAAGGAGUGCGGCGAGAGCUUCAGCUACAACUCCAACCUCAUCCGGCACCAGAGGAUCCACACCGGCGAGAAGCCCUACGCGUGCAGCGAGUGCGGCCAGAGGUUCAGCCAGAGCUCGGCGCUCAUCACGCACCGGCGCACGCACACGGGCGAGAAGCCCUACCAGUGCGCCGAGUGCGGCAAGAGCUUCAGCCGCAGCUCCAACCUGGCCACGCACCGCCGCACGCACCUGGUGGAGAAGCCCUACAAGUGCGGGGCGUGCGGGAAGAGCUUCAGCCAGAGCUCCAGCCUGAUCGCGCACCAGGGCGUGCACACCGGCGAGAAGCCCUACGAGUGCCGGGCGUGCGGCGAGAGCUUCAGCUGGAGCUCCAACCUGGUCAAGCACCAGCGCGUGCACACGGGCGAGCGGCCGCACAAGUGCGGCGAGUGCGGGAAGGGCUUCAGCCAGCGCUCGCAGCUCGUGGUGCACCAGCGCGUGCACACCGGCGAGCGGCCCUACCAGUGCCUCCUGUGCGGCAAGAGCUUCAGCCGCGGCUCCAUCCUCGUCAUGCACCAGCGGGCACACCUGGGCGACAAGCCCUACCGCUGCCCCGAGUGCGGCAAGGGCUUCAGCUGGAACUCGGUCCUCAUCAUCCACCAGCGCAUCCACACCGGGGAGAAGCCCUACCGGUGCCCCGAGUGCGGCAAGGGCUUCAGCAACAGCUCCAACUUCAUCACCCACCAGCGGACCCACGUGAAGGGGAAGCUGUGCUGACGCUGCGGGGGGAGGGGGACCAACUUCACCACCCAGCAGCGGACCCACGUGGAGGAGGAGCCGUGCUGACGCUGCGGGGGGAGGGGGAGCCGGCCCCCUGAACCAUCCCUGGGGUUUCCUCUGCUGCAGUCUUGCCCGGCUCUCAUUCCUAGGGCACUGGGCAGAGGCCAGCCUCGCCACGUUCGAGAACAGAAACUGGGUCUCAUGUUUCACCGCUUGGUUGGGCUUCUCCCUGAUUCUUCUGUGCCUCAGUUUCCUCCUUGGCCUGGGGGGAGGGGGAAAUGUGUCUCUGUGUGAGACGGAAGACAAAGAAAUACCAGACAUGUGUGUGUGUGUGUGGUUGUUUUGCUGCCACUGUUGGGCCAAGGUGCCUUCACCCCAAGCCGCCAGCCUCCCGGGUCCCUGCCCACAGCAGAACCUGCUUCUCCCGUCUGCGCCGUCUUGGGCUUCAGUAUCAGCUCACGAUGGAGGGGCCUCUGCAGCUCCGAGACACGCACGUGAAGGUCAAGCCCUUUCUAUUUCCGUAAAGUGUCCAGAACCAACACGCUGCAGCCUGGAACGCAGGCCCCAGCGCCCCUUCCACUGGUCGGAGGCCAGGGCCUGUCGGGAGAGGUCUGCACAGAGGGCACCACGUGGUCUGCUCACUGCCCUGUGUUAAGUCGGCUGUCAGGGGAACACACUUGACCCUGGGCCUCGUGUUUGCAGCGUGACGUUGGACCCCAGGACACCUGCCGUCCGGGGUGCCGGUUUGUCUCAUCAAGGGCCAACAGUCCUGCAACCUGCAGACUCCCACGCCCAGACUCCUGAGUUAACUCCGUCUAUGCAUUCGUGAUCUCCCUGUUAACGUUUUCACUUUCUCUGCAGAGCUAGCACUCUGUCCGCUUUUCUGUACUGAGAACACCGUUAAGGGUUGAUUGAGGACAUCAGCGCUUCUGGGGAGACGGGGGCUGGGGGCCGGAGCUUGUCCUCCUCCUGUCACCGCUGACCUGGGGAUGCUGGCAGUGGAGACGGGAAUGCGAGCAGAUGAGGGGGUUGCUAAAAGGAAGGGGGGCGGGCAGGUGUUUCCCAGAAAUGGGAGGUCGCCACCUGCUGCUGCCUGUGGAAUCUGCUCAGAAUCAGCCUGGAUUCCCAGGGGACAGACGUGGCACGCCGCCGAAUAAAGUGGAGUCCCGUUCUGA
Messenger RNA from Oryctolagus cuniculus (rabbit), 3142 nucleotides. Lineage: Eukaryota; Metazoa; Chordata; Mammalia; Lagomorpha; Leporidae. The record is from RefSeq and is a predicted model, not a curated record.